Messenger RNA from Pangasianodon hypophthalmus (striped catfish), 5200 nucleotides. RefSeq names its product mucin-5AC. The coding region runs from base 163 to 3468 and encodes 1101 amino acids. Lineage: Eukaryota; Metazoa; Chordata; Actinopteri; Siluriformes; Pangasiidae. Gene Ontology annotation, biological process: cell-cell junction assembly. The record is from RefSeq and is a predicted model, not a curated record. The transcript is spliced from 15 exons.
UGAAAAAGCACCUGUAGCGGAUCUGCUCGCUCAUCACUGUUCUUCCUGUCCACGUCCCAGGAUCACAAGCUCACCCAGCUUUCAUCCUGAAGUCUACCUGUGAUUGCUUUACAAGUUUUUCUUUCUUUCUCCAUCUUUGAAGCGGAGACUCGAGUUUGCGCAAUGGUCCGAGUUGAGCGGCGCACCGCGGCUUUCCUGCACCAGCUUGUCCUGGCGCUGUGCUUGACAUCAGCUGUCAUGGGCACAGAAACAAGCACGUAUUCCAGCAGCACCAUGCCCACAACUCUCUCUACAGAAACAGUCAGCUCAACCAUGACCUCUCAUGGUACAUCUACAGAACUUUCUUCUACCAAAGUGACAGACAACCCAGACAUGGGCACAAGCAGUACUGCAACAACAUCUGUUAAGACAGAAACAGCUUCUUCAACUGCACACCACAGUGAGCUGAAUUCUCCAGAGAGCAGCAUUGCAUCCAUUACAGCAACACUUACAACUCAUGGGCCUAUGUCCAGUGCAACAACAGAUCCCAGAAUGGUAUCUUUCACUUCUACAAGGUCACAGCAAACCGAAAUCCCAGAAACAGAAAAUGAUAUGUCUGACAGAACCACAUCAGAACCUUUAUCUCCUCACAGCCUAACAACAGUCUCAGUCUCCUCUACCUUCAGCGAUGUGGCCUCUGGUACAGCUACAAACAAUGAAUCUACACUUACUUCUACUCACACUGCUGAAUUUACUCCCACCAUUACUGAUUCUUCAGACAGCACGAUGAGCACCAUCAUGCCCAGUCAUUCUACUGUCAUAUCUUCGCCCAGCUAUAGCACCACUCCAAAUACACCAACUCCAUCAACUGAAGCUUUCAUUGGCACAGAAGCAAACUCAAAUUCCAGCACUACCCCUACAGAGACAACAGCCAGCUCAGCCAUGACCACUCAUGGCACAACAGAAUCACAAACAGAACAGUCUUCUACCGUAAAAAUAGACUUCACAGAAACUUCUGUUACGACAGAAACAGCUUCUCCAACUACACACCACACUGAACCGACUUCCCUGACAAGCAGUAUGGCCUCCAUCACAAAAACAGAUAUGUCCGACACCACCACAUCAGAAUCUUUAUCAUCUCCUGAGAGCCGAACAACAGACUCGCCAUCCUCUACCUUCAGAGAUUCCACUACUGCAGUAAAGAGCACGGCUGCUGGUGCAACUACAAACCAUGAAUCCACACUUACUUCUACUCACACUGAAUCUACCCCCACUCAUUCUUCAAAUAGCACAAUGAGUACCAUCAUGUCCAGCACUCAUACUACAGUUCCACCUUUGUCUGACAACAGCACCACCCCCUAUACACCAACUACAUCACAUGAAGUGACCGACAAUUCCAGCAUAACGCCAACUAAUACCCCAGAUCAUUCACCUGUUACAGACUCAACAGUGACGGACAACACAACCACUCCUGCAGCUACAACACAUGUCAAUGCUACAACAUCUCAUUUUGAAACAACUGUAAAUGCCUCAAAAGAAACACCACUAAUCACUGCCACAACACUUGAUUUGAGCACCACUGAAGAUUUUACAUCAAGUAACACUACAUUUACAUCUGUAACAACAGUCAAUACCUCAACAGACACAGUACAUAGUACAGAAAUGCCAAUCACUGCUACAACACAUUAUUUAAGAACAACUGAAAAUUUUACAAUAUCAGAUAAUAUCACUACUACACCUACACACAACAUCAGCACUACACCCAUACCAAGCAUCACUACUACAGCCUCAAAUGUCAGCACUAUGACCUCAAACAUCACCACUACACCCACAAAUGUCACCACUAGACCCUCAGACCUCACCACUACAUCCUCAAACAUCACCACUACACCCACACCAAACAUCACUACUACACUCCCACACAACUUCACCACUCUACCCUUUAAUGUAACUACUACAUUCACAAACAUCAACACUACACCCUCAAAUGUUACCACUAUACCCUCAAACAUCACCACUACACCCACACCGAACAUCACCACUACACCCACACCAAACAUCACCACUACCCACAUGCCAAACAUCACCGCUACACCCACACCAAACAUCACUGCUACACCCACACCAAACAUCACCGCUACACCCACACCAAACAUCACCGCUACACCCACACCAAACAUCACCGCUACACCCACACCAAACAUCACCGCUACACCCACACCAAACAUCACCGCUACACCCACACCAAACAUCACCGCUACACCCACACCAAACAUCACCGCUACACCCACACCAAACAUCACCACUACACCCACACCAAACAUCACCACUAUACCCACACACAACGUUACUGCAACUACACAAACCAACAACAUCACUACACCAAAAAGCAAUGUCACAGCUGAGCCUCCGGUUCCAUCUACUACUAAACCUACUAACACAACCACCAUACCAGUUACCUGUCCAGCCAUACCCUGUCCAACUCUCAGCGUGUGUGUAAACUCCAUCUGUGAGUGUCUGGCUGGAAUGUACAUGUCACAAGGCCAGUGUGUUGAAGCAAAAGUGUUUCCAGGAAUGCUGCAUUUAUUAAAUGAACAAUUUAAACCUGAAAUGAAUGAUCGUAACUCUGAGGCAUUUCGCAACACAGCUAAAAGUAUCACUGAAUCGCUGAAUGACAUUUUCAGUAAAUCAAACGGCUACUUAAAAUCUACAGUACUGAAGCUAACUAAUGGCAGUGUGGUGGCUACUGUGAAUAGUAUAUUUGAUAACAACUCUACUGCUACGGAGCAGACCACAAAGCAGCUUAUAACGGAUGCCAUAAAAAAUGGCAGAAUCCCUAAUGCCAGUUAUACUUCUACGAGUCUUUGUGCUCAGAAUCCAGCUCCAUGUGACACCGGCACCACAGAGUGUAGUGAUAAUACAGAUGGUUCUGCUAGGUGCUCCUGCAUGCCGGGCUACAUAUCAAGUCUAUUUACUCCAAGAAGCUGUACAGCCUGUCCCAGUGGCCAGAGAGCAGAGGGCCAGGAGUGUGUUCCGUGUCCAUUUGGUUAUUCUGGCUUCAACUGUAAUGACUCGGCGUUGUUGGCGCUGGUGGUGGUUGCCGUCGUUUUAGGUGGGAUUCUGCUCAUCCUGGUUUUGGCCCUGCUCAUCUUCUGUGGGCUCUACGGGACAAAGCGUGCCUCCAACCCUGGUAGUCCUUACGCCCCAGAUGAGUUCCAGACUUGGCCCUCCCACACCAUCACUCCCAUCCCUCGUGCAUCUGUCGGCCACAAUGCUAACUCUGAAACUUAUGAUACAGAGAUGCCCAUGCCAGACAGAAUAAAACCCACCAACGGGUUGAAGUUAAGAGGAAAGAUGGGCUCCUAUGACCUCAUGCCAUUAGAUGACAUGAAAACGUUUAAGGGCAAAAACCCCUCUCGCUAUUCUUAUUUGGUUGAGGGCCAUGAAAACCCUUACUUCAGUACAGCAGAUGAACAAACGCCAUCCUGAAUGGAGAGAAGAGGAGAUGAGAGGAGACUGGUUAAUAAGUAGGACACUUGUGAAAUGUAGGAGAUGACGAAGAGGGGUGUAGUUUUUUUUUUUUUUAACAAAUCCAAUUGAGACUUUUUUGGACUCUUUCAUACUCAUUGGUCCAUUUUAUUCUCUGUUCAGGAAAAUUCUGUUCUUUUUUCUUUUUUUUUUUUUUUAAAAUGUAUAUCAGUUCCUCCUUCCAAUCUGUUUUUAUGUAAAACUGUAAAAAAUGUCUUUGUAACAGAUGGCUUUGAGCCCUUUAACAUUUUGCUAGCAUUGACCUUACAGCUGCUUUCCAGAAGUCUUAACCCUCACAUUAUGUUCACUAAUUAGCAAUUAAUAUCUCUUUGACCCAGGUCAUGUCCUUAGAUUCCAGUAUACACUAUACUGUAUGUGGACCCAUCACACCCAUAUGUGCUUGUUGUUGGAGUUAGUCCCCACUUUGCUGUUAUAAUAACCUCCACUCUUCUGGGAAGGCUUUCCACUAGAUUUUGGAGUGUGGCUGUGGGGAUUUUUGCACAUUCUAUGUUCCAGUUCAUCUCAAAGGUGUUCAGUGGGGUUGAGGUCAGGGCUCUGUGCAGGACACUUGAGUUCUUCCAUUCUAACCUUGGCAAACCAUGUCAUGUUGGAACAGGUUUGGGCUCGACCCUUUUGUUCUAGUGAAGGAAAAUCUUAAUGCUAGAGCAAACAAAGACAUCCUAUAAGAUUGUGUGCUUCCAACAUUUUGACAAUAGUUUGGAGAAGGUUCACAUAUGGGUGUGAAGUUCAGGUGUCCACAUACUUUUGGUCAUGUAGUGUAUGACAUCUUGAUUAUAAUAGUUAGCUAUAGAAACAAAAUUGAUGCUGAUAAACAAACAAAAUCUCUUUCCGCAUCUGGGAAUCCUCUUGAUAUGUGUGUGUGUGUGUGUGUGUGUGUGUGUUUGCAGGUGGGGCUAUAAAUCAGAGCAGUGACGGCUACUCAUGAUAUGAGAGGUCUAAAAAAAAAAAAAAAAUCAAUAACUCUGCAUUACUAUUAUGAAACCUCUGAGUCCAAUUCAAGUGGAAUUAAAUUAAUUAGCUCCAGUGAACAUUAAAUCUGUUCAACUAUAGUCUACAGUCUGGGCUAGAAAGAAAUCAGCCCAGCCUCUACUUAUAACCAUUGGUGGUGGUGUUCUUGGUUCCAAAAACAUAUAAAACAAACAAUUUUAAGCAAUUUAUUAACGGAAAAUGAGACAACACUAAAAAUGUAACCUUAUAUUUGUGUAUUUUUUUUCUUGAAAUAGAGGGAUGAUGUUUGUACAGUGCAUUGCAAAAGUAUUCACUCCCCUUGAACAUUUCCACAUUUUGGAAAUGGGAUUUAAAGAUGUGAUUGCAUAAGUAUUCACCCCCGUUCAUGUAAAACCUCUAAAUUCGUUCUGCAAGCAGUUGCCAUCAGAAGUCACAUAAUUAGUUGAGAGUUUUUUAGAGAACAUACCUAAAGAAAACAGUAACAUGACCUUCUGGGAAUCAGGGUUUGGUUAUUAAAAAAAAUCCCACAGAGACACAUUAAAUCCAUUAUUAUUUAUGGAAAGAAUAUGCCAACAUAACUAUGAGGAGACUGUCCACCAAAAGUCAGUGAUUGGGUAAAGACUUAGAUUUUUUGUAGAUUCUCAGCCCUGAAUAUUUGCAAUAUAAACAUUUUGGAAAGAAAAAAAAAAAGAUUUGUAAUGCUCAUUAGAGAAAUUAAGGCAUG